AUGGGAUCAGAUGUCAAAGAUCGCCAGAUCGGCCGAACCGUGCAAUCGAAGAUCGGAGCCAAAGAGGAAUACGAUGAAACACCAGAUAAGAUCGCGAUGCCAAAGACGGAAUAUAACCUAAUAAAGAUCGCGUCCAGGGAGAAGGAGACGACGGGUGAAGCUCGGGAGCGUGCAAAAUGGCAGUACUAUUAUGGCCAGUUGAAGACGCUGCUCAAGACGGACCCAGUGUUCAAGAUAUUAAGGCCCAAGGUGAUUGGUCCUCUGGAUAAGCCGAUCUCGGUCCCACCUCAUGGGACCAACAAAGUCGACGAGAUCAAUUUGAUUUUGCAGAUGUUGGACGACAUGGGUAUCUGCCCUGACGCUUUUGAUGGAGACGAACUGCUGCGUUGCAGCUUGGAACAGUUGAAGGACGCGGCGAAUGAGUUUGUAGAGAUCAUGAUAAUGCUGGUGGGCAAAGCGAAUACUCCUGAAGACAAGAUCUGGACGCCCUCGGGCUCGCUCCGGGAACACCCCGCGGAUCGCCCCGCUACGCCUCGGAUGACUCCGAGAGCGAGUCAGAUGGAUCCAUCAGCAUUCGUCGGAUGUCUCUAG
Molecule: messenger RNA, 591 nt
Organism: Peronospora matthiolae
Lineage: Eukaryota; Oomycota; Peronosporomycetes; Peronosporales; Peronosporaceae
Source: the annotation of a GenBank genome assembly